This is a messenger RNA of Malassezia pachydermatis, 1836 nucleotides long. RefSeq names its product zinc finger protein. Bases 1 to 1836 code for a protein of 611 amino acids. The transcript is spliced from 2 exons. The record is from RefSeq and is a predicted model, not a curated record. NCBI's taxonomy places the organism in Eukaryota, Fungi, Basidiomycota, Malasseziomycetes, Malasseziales, Malasseziaceae.
AUGUCGCAACCAGAAGAUAGUGCGCCAAGCAUGAGCACACAGCGGCGUACUGUAGCGCCCGGCGCGUCAGUGCAUGAUAUUUCUCGUGCCAUUCCCGUUUUGGUGACGUCUAGCCUCAUUGAGCAAAACCCAGCGCAGGCCGCUGGCGCGUUGAUCACACUUCUAACAGAAGGUCCGCCGGACAAGGCUACAUUGCGGCCUACUACGCCGGAGGACCGGUUUCAGAUCACACGCGGCAUGUUGGAUUACGGUACCUCAUCGUACCUCAAAUACUUUGUGAAUGAUCUGCGAGGCCGCGAGAUUCUGGCGCAGUGGUUAAGUGAUGCUACGCCGCCACGCAAAGCGGAUAUGGAAGAUGUAAGUGAGCGCUAUGCGGCCCUUGUGGGACCUUUGUUAGAUUUAUUACUACGUUUGCCGAUUCAGUUGGAGCAUCUAAAGGACCAUGUAGGUCUGGGGAAGCUCAUUACCGGUGCGCAAAAGCGACUGCGCUCUGAGGCUGCUCGAAAGAAGGCUGAUGCUGUGAAGGACAAAUGGAGUGCCCUGGUCCCUUCCAGCUCGGCGGUACGUGCCCAGUCGCCAUCCAUCCCAGCAUCGACAGCCACUACCGCCAAGCGCCCUGCCUCCGCCAAUGCCGCGACGGAGGCGUCAACCAAAAGGGUGCGCAGCACAACGACAGCCCCUGUAUCGUCCACGACGGUGCGCCCUGCCUCAAGCCUUCUCGGUACAGGCGCAACAACGCGGACGCGCCUGGCGGCCCAGUCUGAACGAAAGGGGUCACCACAGCUGUCGGAUACCAAGUCUACAAGUGCAGCACGACGUACGACCACGACCACGCAGUCCAGUGCCAACAAGGAUCUAGCUAGCUUCAUGUCUCUCAUUGACCAGCAAGCUACGCCAGCUUCGUCAGUAUCGCAAGGUGUGGCGCCGUCGUCUGCAACAAGCACUGCUACGCCCGAACCGGAGGUCAGGCCAGAACGCAAAAAGCCCAAAAAAGGUGUGCGUUGGAAAGAUCAUGACGGGUUACCACUUGUGGCCGUGAAAAUGAUUGAACCGGCCGUGUAUGAUGAAGAUGAACACGGUACGAUAGCCACUGUUGGGCAGCUCGAUAUGGAAGAAGGCGGAAUGUUCCGCUUGGCCCAUGCCGAAAUGGAAGAAAUGAUCGAUUGGUAUACCCCACCGGCGUUGGCACUGGAACCACGCGUCGCAAAGGUAGCCGAUAUGCGUGGAUCGAAAAGCCAAGCCAAAGUACUUCAAGACGAGUAUGAUAGUGAGACUCCGGCGGUGGAGUACGCUGAUGCCAGCGAAAUCCCUGACUCGGCACCAGCGCCUAACAACUACGUAACGGCAUUUGCAUCUGUGGGAAGCGAGCCGCAUAUCAUGACGAUGGGGCCCCACCUACGACCGUUUGCUGCUGACGCUGUCGGGACUUCAAAGGGUGCCGCAGGGCCAGGGCUGCCAGCCACGUUGGCCACAAUGCUGGACCAGCUGGCGAAGGAUACGGUCAAUCGGCCGACGCCGAGCACGAACGCCCCUCCAAGCGAGCCAACACCGGAUGCGCCCCUCCCGCCUCAUACGCCCCUUGCCAAGUAUACGCAGUCUGCGCCCAUGAAUGACAUGCCCUCCUCGUCCUCCGCCCCCCCCAUACCGCCCAUGCCGCCCUGGGGUGGCCCGAUGCCAAUGUGGCCGUUCCCGUUUCCUCCACCCGAUGCGGCCCUUCACCAAAACGCAGGGCCUGUGGAGUCGUCACGUCCGCCGCCCGCAGAGACAGGUCGAAGUCGGGGUGGUAACGGGGGUGGACGUGCUCGUCGCUCUGGACGUCACACACGGUCUUCAUAG